This is a messenger RNA of Alosa sapidissima (American shad), 714 nucleotides long. Its product is annotated as C-type mannose receptor 2-like. Gene Ontology annotation, molecular function: signaling receptor activity. The transcript is spliced from 3 exons. Lineage: Eukaryota; Metazoa; Chordata; Actinopteri; Clupeiformes; Clupeidae. The record is from RefSeq and is a predicted model, not a curated record. Bases 56 to 676 code for a protein of 206 amino acids.
CACUUGCAAUGGAACAUCCUGCCGUCUAGGUGACCUGCUGUUUGUAAAUGUUAAUAUGUCUUGGCUGGAGGCCCUGCAGUACUGUGAGCAGAGGGGCUCCAGGCUGGUCCACAUCCUGGACGAUGCCACCCAGACCCGGGUCACCCAGCUGCUGAGCUCCCUGCUGGCUGAUCUCCUCCCCGUGCCCACGGCCUGGGUGGGGCUGGAGCGCUGCAUGAUCAACCCCAGUGCACCAUGGGAGUGGGUUGAGACUGGGGUGGUCGAGUACAAACGUUGGCAUGACGACCACCCACGGGACUGCUGCAACUACCACUGUGGCCAGGUGGUGCAGAUGCCCACAGGGGACUACAGGUGGUGGGACGCCUGCUGCAUGGAGGAACGCCCCUUCAUCUGUCAGGUGAGCCGCAAGACACGCCCAUUCAUCUGUCAGGUGAGCAGCAAGACACGCCCCUUCAUCUGUCAGGUGAGCAGCAAGACAUGCACCUUUACCUGUCAGGUGAGCAGCAAGACACGCCCCUUCAUCUGUCAGGUGAGCAGCAAGACACGCCCAUUUAACUUUCAGGUGAGCAGCAAGACACGCCCCUUCAUCUGUCAGGACGAGACUAGCGACAGCAACCUCCUCACUCCAGCAGAGGGGGCUGGAGACUCAGAGGGGUGCUACCAUCGCCUGCUGUGACCUCCUCACUCCAGCAGAGGGGGCUGGAGACUCAGAGG